AUGAGCAAGAUAAACCAGAGCCUAUCUUUGGACAUUCGGAAUGAUAUUCGACUUUUACGUGAAGAAUCUAACGAAGAAUUUUAUGAAGGCGCUGGAAUCGACCACCUUUCGUGGAUCAGCACCAUCGAUGGCUCGAAACGCUAUAUCGAAGUAUUGAGAACUCGACACGCAGACACAGGAACGUGGUUCAUCAACAAAGAAGAAAUUCAGAAAUGGCGGAGUAAUGAGAAGCAGCUUUUAUACUGUCCUGGUAUCCCCGGAGCUGGGAAAACAGUGUUGAGUUCCGUCGUCAUCGAAUGGCUCACAAAAUCAUUUGCAAAUGACGACGACAUUGCCGCCACGUAUAUUUUCUUCGAUUUCAGACGGGAGCUGAGUGUGUUUGAGAUAUUAGCUGCUCUUCUUAGGCAACUUUGGCAAGGGUCACCAGGGAAAUCACGGACUUGGUCCCAACCAAGACCGCCACGUGAGGAGUCGAUGAGGCUGGAGUGGAUUCAAAAUCAACUUGAGGCUCGUGUGUCGGAAUUUACGAAAACCUUUAUAAUUCUAGAUGCUUUAGAUGAAUGCUCCGUUACUGGUGGUACCAUGCGACAAUCAUUGGAUUUUCUUUUCAGCCUUCAACGGAAAGCAAACGUCAAUAUCCUGGCCACUUCACGGUUCAACGAGGAAAUCGCGAAUUUGUUUACAACAGCCGGGGCCGCUUUGGAGAUUCAAGCCAAUGAGGACGACAUCCGAGCUUAUAUUGACCACCGAGCGGCAUAUUUCUCGCCUUUUGUGGCCAAGAAGCCCGGCCUAUCAACAUAUAUCCGUGAUGAGAUUGUAAAAUCGUCAGGAGGAAUGUUUUUACUUGCCAAAUUGUAUCUCAACUUGGUGCAAGAUGAGAUUAAUGAAAAGCGAAUUCGCAAAGUGAUAGAACGAUUCCACAACGGCUCUGGAGCUUACGAUGACGCUUAUGAUGAGACGAUGAGGAGAAUUGAGCAGCAAGGACAGUAUGCUCAAGAGAUUGCCAAAACCAUCUUUGGGUGGGUAUUGUUGUCAACACGGGCGCUUUCCCUCCCUGAAGUUCAACACGCUCUUGCUGUUGAAAUAGGCGAAUCCGAAUUCGACGGCACAAACAUAACCGACGUUGAAGAACUGAUGUCCAUCUGCAUCGGCUUGGUUACAAUUGAUGCGCAGUCCAACUCGCUCAAAUUUGUUCACUACACCACCAAGGAAUACUUUGAGCGGAGGUUAGACCAGUGGUUUCCGGAUAUUCACCGUCUUAUUACCAGUGCUUGCCUUGCAUAUAUGUCUCUGGAUGUUUUCAAUCAGGGGCCAUGUGAGACUGAAGAAGAUAUGGAUGAUCGGCUUAGCAAGUAUCCAUUCUACAAGUACUCCGCUCAAAACUGGGGUCAUCAUUACAAAAGGCACACCGGAGACGAAUCUAGGACGAUCGAGUUUUUGGCUGCCGAGAGCAAAGUUCAUUCAAGCUCCCAAGUUGUGUUCGGGUCCUCUCGUGAUCAUACCACCCAAUUGUACAAGACUGAACGGGGCCCUGGAUUUGUGCGGACAUGGGCACUUCAAGCCAUUAAAAUGAAGGAACCACUGAAGGGAGCCCAUUUCGCUGCUUUCCUGGGUCUAACGAGUCCAUUGGUAUCCAUGCUGAAUUCGAACACGAUCAAAGUUGACAUCGAGGAUGAUGUCGGGCGCACGCCCUUGUCAUGGGCUGUUGCAUACGGGCACGAGGAACUGUCCAAUAUCCUUCUCCAAAAUGGCGCCAACCCUGAUAGCAUGAACCAAUUUGGGUUCACACCUUUGUUCUACGCAGCUGUCGGCGGCAAAUUGAUCAGAAUGGAAGGACGCCACUUUUCCAUGCUGCUGCUGGUGAUUCAUCACACUUGA
Messenger RNA from Penicillium concentricum, 1878 nucleotides. RefSeq names its product ankyrin repeat domain-containing protein. The transcript is spliced from 4 exons. Bases 1 to 1878 code for a protein of 625 amino acids. Lineage: Eukaryota; Fungi; Ascomycota; Eurotiomycetes; Eurotiales; Aspergillaceae. The record is from RefSeq and is a predicted model, not a curated record. Gene Ontology annotation, molecular function: ATP hydrolysis activity; protein binding.